Molecule: messenger RNA, 4921 nt
Organism: Homo sapiens (human)
Lineage: Eukaryota; Metazoa; Chordata; Mammalia; Primates; Hominidae
Gene: EEF1AKMT2
Product: EEF1A lysine methyltransferase 2
Exons: 6
Coding region: 55-765 (236 amino acids)
Cellular component (GO): nucleus; cytoplasm
Molecular function (GO): methyltransferase activity; protein-lysine N-methyltransferase activity
Source: RefSeq, marked validated
GCCUGUGCCCCGUCUCUAUGGCGGCCCCAACGGCCGUCCAGGACGUGGAGCGAAAUGAGCUCGGGCGCUGACGGCGGCGGUGGCGCUGCGGUGGCGGCGCGGUCGGACAAGGGCAGUCCCGGGGAGGACGGUUUCGUCCCGUCGGCGCUGGGGACCCGCGAGCAUUGGGAUGCUGUCUAUGAGAGAGAACUGCAAACUUUCCGAGAAUAUGGAGAUACAGGUGAAAUCUGGUUUGGAGAAGAGAGUAUGAAUCGACUAAUAAGGUGGAUGCAGAAACACAAGAUUCCACUGGAUGCUUCAGUGCUUGAUAUUGGAACUGGAAAUGGUGUUUUCCUGGUUGAACUUGCAAAAUUUGGUUUCUCUAAUAUUACUGGAAUUGAUUACUCUCCUUCUGCAAUUCAGCUUUCUGGAAGUAUUAUAGAAAAAGAAGGUUUAUCUAACAUUAAGUUAAAGGUAGAAGACUUUUUGAAUCUCUCCACACAGCUGUCUGGAUUUCAUAUUUGUAUUGACAAAGGGACUUUUGAUGCCAUAAGCCUUAAUCCUGACAAUGCAAUUGAGAAGAGGAAGCAAUAUGUGAAAUCUCUCUCCAGGGUGUUGAAAGUAAAAGGCUUUUUUCUAAUAACGUCAUGUAAUUGGACCAAGGAAGAGUUGCUAAAUGAAUUCAGUGAAGGAUUUGAACUUCUCGAAGAGCUACCAACACCCAAGUUCAGCUUUGGAGGCAGAUCUGGAAACAGUGUAGCAGCAUUGGUUUUCCAAAAAAUGUGAGACUUUUUCUUGGACGAAUUCAGGUAGCUACACAGAAUCUACACAGCAAAGUUAACCUGACACAGAAAAUCCUUGUGCAAAUAAAUGCUUAGUAAGUACACAGGAUGCACAUGUUGAAUAGAGUAUACUGGAUUGGUGAAAGAAAAUAAUAAUAAUGAGCAUCUAAGUGGUUGGGUUUUAGAGAUCAAUCAAGAAUAAUUUUAAUUUUCUUUUGUAUUUGAAAUGUAAAUAGUUUUCUUUUCGAUUAAAAAAAUUUCCUAUAACUGCUAAACAGUUAAAAACUUUAAAGUAGUAAAUGAGUUUAUAGAAAGCAUGUAUUCUUGAUUUUUGUGCCUUGGUAAAGUUGAUAACUAUUUAUGAAUAUUUGACCAAAUUAUUCCAGCAUCAGAAUAAUAAGCAAAAUAACUUUGUUAGUGUUUUGUUAGACUGUUUAUGAAAUAUAACAAGAAAUACUAUUUUGUGUUGGAUGGCGGUUAUUUUUAAACUUAAUUAAUACCUGUGAAAAGGCCUCUUACCUUUAUGUAUAUAAUUAAACAAAAUCAGAGAAAUGUAUCAGUUGCUCAAGUUAUCAAGCCUGCAUUUUGCAGCUAUGGUCUUCUACACACUGUAAGGGUAGUAGAAGGAAAGAGAACUAAGGAAUGUUAUUAUUUGCUAGCGCUAUGUUAAGUUGUCUUAUUAAGUAAUUGAGUCCUUUCAAUGUCUUCUUGAGGUAUGUAUUGCUUGUUCUUGUUUCUACGUAUAAGGAAAAUGAAGCUGAGAGAAGUGAAGUCACUUUUAUGAGGUUCAACAGUACAGGAUGGAGCCAGGAUUUUUAUCUGGGUCUGUCUGACUUUAAAACACAUACUCUUCUCCUAGCAUAUUCUGCCUCACAGGUGCUUAGUCUUUGCCUUUGUAGCAUUUACAGUACAGCUGGAGACCCAUGAUGAUUACAUAUAAAGUUCAGUUAGAAAAGAUGGGUAGUUACUUUAUUAGUGUUCAUCUGUGGAGUAUCAGAAUAGCAGUCAGCCAACUCUGUCUCAUAUCAUCCUUCAUUACUUUUCCCCAUCUCCCUACUCAAAGACUUGCCUCUAUUAAGAAUUUUGUCAUUCUUCUGUGAAAGGGUAGUGUAAGUUAUAUAAGCCCUCAGCGAUACAUGCACAAAGAUGUUCUAGUUAGGGGCUAAUUUGGCAAGAGAAACAGUUUAUUAAUGUUUUUGAAAAGAUAAGUCAUAUUCAUACUUAAUACCAUUUUGUAUUUGUGGUAAUAUUUUAAUAUUGGAGCUAAAUACAAAUUUUUGCAUAAUUUUUUGAUGAUUUUCAGCUUUGUGGGCCUAUUGGGUUACAUAAGUGACUUUUUGUUUGGCAAAUGUUACUCCUGUAUUGAGUAAGUCUAACAUUACGUCCCUUUUCUUUUUGGGGAGGGGUAGCCAGAGGAGUGAGUUUUUCAUUUAGAUCAACAUUGAUCAACCAUUAAGACAAGAUAGUUGAAGACAUGUAUGUGGACUGUCAACAAAAAUAACAUUUUUUGAAAAGCUUUUAUUUUCAACAUGUAAAAAGUGAGAAAUUACUUCAAAAUAUAUGCAAUUUAAAUUUUUUAGAAGAUUGUGUUGAUUUUACCAAGACAGGAGAUCUUAAACUGUAGAAACUUUUAUAGUUUUUGAGAUCGGGUCUUUGUUUUUUUUCACAUUAAUAUUCUUUGAUUUCAAAUAUAACAUAGAUAAGUACUCUUAGAAUUUUGAGUUAAGUAUAUGCUAUUUUAAUGUGCUAAUCCUACAAACUAGGCUUUCUGUGUGACUAGACUGAGAUGUUGAGUUUGAUUCACAAAAAGCUUAGAAUGGUUCUUUGUUGAAAAGCUUUUCGAGUCACUAUUUGGGGCAUGUUAGUGCCAUUUGCAAAGGUGAAGGUUUUCUUUUUUUUUUUUUUUUUAACCAUAGAGCUUUUGAUAAGGUUAGGAAAAGGAAGUUGUCAUCUCUUCUUAUUACUCUAAUCCUGCUGGAAGCUAGCUUCUUAGGGACUAAAACCAGAACAAAUGGAAGGUCCAAAAAUGCUAAUAAGAAAUUAGUAUUUUCACAUAAUACCAAACUGUAAAAACCAGGCCAGCAAGUGUCACCAGGUUCCUGAAACAAACCAUAAAUACAUUAUUUAACUUAGUAUUGUUAAAUUGUAUAAAUAUGUGGGUAACUGUGACAGAAAUUAUGCACUUAUAAAAAGCAGUAAGUUACAUAGUGAAUGCUGUUUUCUGUGGAUAAGAAGCUGGAAUUGUGAUUUCAUUUAAUCGAAAGACGCUUACUUUGAGGAAACUUGUUUGAAAUGCAAACGCGAUUUCUCUGUGGAGCCUUCACGGAAUUGCUGCUUUUCACUAUGAUUAUUGCUGCAUAACAGGCCACUUCUGUGUGUAGGAAGUGCGUGUGCAAGUCCAAAGGGAAUUGAGGCCUGAAUGGGUGGGUUAUCCCAAUUAACAAAUACAAAGUUUUCAGUACAUUUUGUUUUAAGCCAGGUGCACAAGUUAGAGUUGCUUUUUGGGACUGGCAUUUAUGUAUGUGAGAAUCAAACCUGAUAUCACUCUUGGCAGCCUGACUAAAGCCAUUUAAAAAUAAGUACAAAUUGUCCUUGAAUGAUUUUUUUCCCAUUGUAGUAGCACUGAAUUUUCCUUUUUUCUUCAUCUGUGGUACGCAUGCAAUCUUCUGGGUUUUGUUUUUUUGUUUUUUUUUUGAAGAAAUAAGGGAGCUAAGUAUAUACAAAAGACUUUUAGUCUUUUUAUGAAUCAUGUGCUUCAGUGGACUUACUUAUUUUAAAAUUUCUAUGAUACUGUAAUGUGGUACUGUAUGUUGACCUCAAUUCACAUUUAUCCAGAGUAUAAUAGAAACCUCAAUUUUUAAGGAACUUAUAUUAGUAGUUAAGUUUCUUAUGGCCUUGAAAUAAUUUUCUUCAAAUUGGUAUACAAAGAAAUAGUGUAUCCCUGCUAUGUUAAUGACUUUCGUCUAUGUUCUUUUAAGUAAUUUUAUUUUACGAAUUGUGUGUGUGUAUGUGUGUGUGUCUCUGUCUGGUAGCCUACAAUGAAAAUCUGUACAAAUGUGAACAGUUUGUCUCCAGGGGAGAGCCCUGGGGUUUGAUUUCCUGUUUUUGGCUCUGUAAGCUAACGUGUAUGUGCUCCUGGACAGCCCUCUGCUUUGAGAGUAUGAGACCAAGUGUCUUGUGUUCCACAGUAGUAACCUCUUUAGCUAAUGUCGUGUGUGUGUGUGUGUGUGUGUGUGUGUGUGUGUGGGAGGGAGUGUUGAUGGGCUCUGAAAGAAGUCUUGUCUCGUACAUUUCACUGAAUGAAGGCUGCCCAUGACCUAGAGCUUGAUUGUGGGAGGUGAAGAGCAUAUAUGGCUGAAAGACAAUUGCAUAGUGGGGAAAAAAAUUAGGAAAUCCUUACAUUUCUCUUGGUUAGGCAGGAAACAGAGAUGUCCAUAGAAGAAGAGGGAGCUCAUCAGCAUGUUUUAUUAACAGUUAAUGGAAGAAAAUUAAUGCUAAUUUAUUCUUCAUAUACACCAUGCAAUUUGUUAGAAAAGUAAAAGAAUAGUUUGAAAUUCUUUGGUCAAUUGAUGGAUUCCUAUGUUCAGGGCAUAGAAAUGAAACUCAACAUCAAGCAGACAAAUACCCAAGCCCACAGGCUACAUAAAUGCUGAAUAAAACCAGCUCUACAAUGGAACUCUGAAAAGCGACGGGUAAGAAGCCUAAUGAAUGAUUGAAUAUGACCUUAGCAAAAUCCCUGGAGUGUUGUUGAACGAUCAUUCAUUUCCAGCUUAGAUGUCAAGAUGGGCUCCAGUAACCAGGAAAAAAGAGAGCUUGAGUCAGUACUUACUGAGUUUUAAAAAUCUUUUGCAACACAGUGUAUUAGACUGAUCAUUAAAAGGACUUCUCUAGCUGAAUUUUGAGCUGUCACUAUAGUUUAGGCCCAGGGAAAUAAACUUAAAAAGAUAGGAAUAAUUCCUAAGACAUGAAUGUAUCAAUAUCCUAUCCUGCUUUUCUGGAGUAGGACUUCAAAAACUGAAAUGUAUAGGCUGGCAGAAUGUACUUUUGUCAUGCUGAUACCACUGUAAAAGAGACUUAAACUAGGAGAUCAGUUGAGCCCUAAAGUAUUUGCAAAUUACUUGCCUAGCUUGUUAGAAGAAGAAAUAAAAAGCCAAAAUCUA